AUGGUCGUCGUCAGCAGCUCCUUCUUGACGACCCUGCUCGCGCUGCUGCUGCUCACCAGCGCCACCUCGGCCACGCCGGCGCAGCCCCGCGGCGCACCGCCCGCGUCCAACGCAGCCUCCCUCUCAUCCCCAUCAUCGUUAUCGCGUCGGGCGCCCAACUUCAUCUACAUCCUCUCCGACGACCAGGAUGCCGCCUCUGCCACACGGGACGUCAUGCCGCACCUGGCGCGCACCCUGUCCGAGGGCGGCAGCAACUACACGCACUUCUACACGCCCAUGUCCAUCUGCUGCCCGUCGCGCGUCGGCUUCCUGCGCUCGCAGCACGGCCACAGCCACAAUGUCACCUACGUCUCGGCGCCCUUUGGCGGCUGGGAGCGCUACGUCGAGCUCGGGUACCGCGACGAUGCCCUGCCCUCGUGGCUCCAGCGGGCCGGCUACCACACCUCGUACGUCGGCAAGCUCAUGAACGGCAACACGCUCACCAACGCCCAGAGCGUCGCCGUGCACGGCUUCAACCGCUCCGAGAUCCUCCUCGACCCGCACACCUACGCCUUCACCAACGCCACCUACAGCGUCGAUGGCGGCCCGCCCGAAAACAGGCCGGGCGAGUACUCGACCGACCACAUCCGCGACGUGGGCCUCUCGAUGCUCGACGAGGCCGUCAAGAGCGACCAGCCCUUCUUUGUCGGCAUCGCGCCCAUCGGCCCGCACGCCGAGCUGCUGCCCGCGGACAAGAGCGUCUUCCUCCCGCCCGUCUCGGCGCCGCGGCACGCGCAUCUCUUCCCCGACGCCACCAUCCCGCGCACCCCCUCGUUCAACCCGGACCGACCCAGCGGCGCCUACACGAUCCGCAACCUCACCCGCCUCGACGACGAGCAGGUGGCCUACCUCGACGAGUGGUACCGCCUCCGCCUCCGCUCCCUCCAGUCCGUCGACGAGCUCAUCGGCGCCGUCGUCGACCGCGCCGAGCAGCUCGGCAUCCUCGACAACACCUACAUCAUCUACAGCAGCGACAACGGCUACACCCUGGGCAGCCACCGCAGGCAGCCGGGCAAGACGACCGGAUACGAGCAAGACAUCCGCGUCCCCUUUUUCGUGCGCGGGCCCGGCGUCCCGGCCGGCGGUCUGCGGGACGACGUUCACAGCAACAUCGACGUGUCCGCCACCAUCGCUCAUCUGGCGGGCGUCGAGACGCAGUACGAGCUCGACGGAAGGGUCAUGCCCUGGGCGCGUCCUGUCGGUCGCGAAGGCAAGCACGACAAGUCGAUCGGGACCGCGGCUGACGGCGUGGAUGGGGCAUUGACGGGGACGUCGACGCACCACCUCUCCGAGUACUGGGUCUACCUGCUCGACGAGGGCAAGUACGCCGGGGAACAGCAGGCCGCCCUCUACCGCGCGCUGCGGGUCAAGGACGACGGCGCCAACUGGGCCUACACCGUGUGGUGCAACGGCGAGCGCGAGCUCUACGACAUGAAUGUUGACCCGCACCAGAUGAACAACCUCCUCCUCCCCCCGUCGACCAACGGCACGGCGCUGGCGGAACCGUUUGCGCCGCUGCAGAGCCGCACCUCGUCGUCGCACCGCGUGGCCACGCGGCUGGAUGCGCUGCUCCUCAACCUCAAGAACUGCAAGGGCCGGGCGUGCCGCGAGCUCUGGACCGCCCUCUUCCCGCGCGGCGAGGUGCAGUCGCUGCGCCAGGCGCUCAAGACGGAGUGGGACGCCUACUUUGACGCCGUCCCCCGUCUGCAUUACACGAACUGCACGCCUGGCUUCAGGAGGGAAAACGAGCUGCCGGAUUGGAGCGACGACCUGGCGUACGACGGCGCGAAGGGCAAGGGGCCCAAGUAA
This is a messenger RNA of Pseudozyma flocculosa PF-1, 1848 nucleotides long. RefSeq lists its product as uncharacterized. NCBI's taxonomy places the organism in Eukaryota, Fungi, Basidiomycota, Ustilaginomycetes, Ustilaginales, Ustilaginaceae. The transcript has 2 exons. The coding region runs from base 1 to 1848 and encodes 615 amino acids. The record is from RefSeq and is a predicted model, not a curated record. Gene Ontology annotation, molecular function: glycosaminoglycan binding; N-acetylglucosamine-6-sulfatase activity.